AUGUCGUCGAUCCUCCGAACUCUCAAGCCGAUUGCAAGCUCAGCCCGCCAGGCGUCCAAUAUCGUGGCCCCUGAACCCGUUUGGGACAAUCUUCCUCAUUGCACUCAGGUAAUCCGACUCUCUUUUCCCUCGGAAGACAUGUUGAUUUGAACUUUUGUAGUCAAAAAAACAAAAAGAAGACGGAUAAUCCUGUUAAACAAGACAUGUGAUUUUCGGUUGGAUUGUUUUCUAUCUAAAAUGUCCUUUUUAUCUCGUCUAGAAGUUUUUUUAGUGUCUAUAUAUACCUUUUUGUUUUGCAGAUUUUCAUCAACAACGAAUGGCGCAACUCCAAGAGCGGCAAGACUUUUGCCACCAUCAACCCAGCCACCGGCGAGAAGAUUGCUGAUAUCCAAGAAGGAGACAAGGCCGACAUUGAUGAUGCCGUCAAGGCUGCAAAGGAUGCCUACAAACUUGGAUCACCCUGGAGAACCAUGGAUGCUUCGGAUCGUGGACUACUUUUGCAUCGUUUGGCUGAUCUGAUGGAAAGAGAUGCCUCUUAUAUUGCUGUAAGUAAUUUUCUUUUUGUAUGGAUGUUUAGGUCCAAGAAGCAAUAUUAGAAGUAAUACAUUUUUGAUAUUUCAGAGUCUGGAAAGUUUGGACAAUGGAAAGCCCUAUUCGAUGUCUCUUCUUGGUGAUCUCCAACUCUCCAUCAACUGUUAUCGGUACUACUCGGGGUGGGCCGACAAGAUUGAAGGAAAGACCAUUCCAGUCCGCGGGAACUACUUCACCUACACCCAGCAUCAUCCAGUUGGAGUUGUCGGUCAAAUUAUCCCCUGGAACUUCCCCCUUCUCAUGCAGGCGUGGAAAUUGGGACCUGCUUUGGCAUCUGGAAACACCAUUGUUAUGAAGCUCGCUGAACAGACUCCAUUGACUGGUCUAUACAUUGCCAAAUUGGCUGCUGAGGCUGGAUUCCCUCCAGGCGUCCUCAACAUUGUCCCUGGAUAUGGACACACUGCUGGUGCUGCUUUGGCCGUGCAUCCCGAUGUAGAUAAGGUUGCUUUCACCGGAUCAACUGCUGUUGGACAAAAGAUUAUGAUUGCUGCUGCUCAGAGUAACCUGAAGAAGUAAGUUUUUUUUGUUGUGCGAUGUGUAAUUUCGUAUAAGUGAAACGUUUCAAAACUAAUUCCCAUCUUUCAGUGUCACCUUGGAGCUUGGUGGUAAGAGUCCCAACAUUGUUUUCGCCGACGCUGAUCUCGAAGAAGCCGUCCGUCAGAGUGCUCACGGAGUAUUCUUCAACCAAGGCCAGACUUGUUGUGCUGGAUCCAGAACCUUUGUAGAGCGAAAGAUCUACGAUGAAUUUGUCCAGAGAUCCAAGACUUUGGCCGAAAACCGCAAAGUUGGAGAUCCCUUCGAUCCUGAAACUGAACAAGGCCCUCAAGUCGAUGAGAAUCAGCUGAACACCAUCCUGAGAUAUAUUGAACAUGGAAAGAAAGACGGCGCUCAGUUGAUUGCUGGAGGAAAGAGGGUUGGAGACAAGGGCUACUUCGUCAGCCCCACUGUCUUCGCCGGCGUCCAGAACAACAUGACCAUUGCCAGAGAAGAGAUCUUCGGCCCUGUGAUGUCGAUUAUUCCCUUCGAAAACGACAAAGAUCUCAUCGAGAAGGCCAAUGACUCCAUGUAUGGACUGGCUGCUGGUAUUGUGACCAAGGAUUUGGACCGUGCUCUCAAAUUCUCCUCCGCCCUGCAUGCCGGAACUGUCUGGAUCAACUGCUACAAUGUGUUUGAUGCGGCCGCUCCCUUCGGAGGCUUCAAAAUGAGUGGAAUCGGGCGCGAACUGGGCGAAUAUGCCCUCGAGAACUACACCGAGACCAAGUGUGUCACCAUUGCCGUCGCCGAGAAGAAUUCGUGA
This is a messenger RNA of Bursaphelenchus xylophilus (pine wood nematode), 1888 nucleotides long. Lineage: Eukaryota; Metazoa; Nematoda; Chromadorea; Rhabditida; Aphelenchoididae. The record is from the annotation of a GenBank genome assembly.